UCUUCACUGAGCCGGGUCUGGAGUCUGGGAACACAAGAUGCACCCAACGGGGCCUUGGAGCAGAACUACUUGGUGUCAAAGGCUCCCAGGCACCAAGAUCCACGCCCCUUUCCGCCCUAAACCUACAAGGUCCGCCAGAACCAUAGAGGAGCAGUGAGAGGAGCGGCGGGCCAGAGCGGCCGGAAGUGAGUCCCGCCGGCGGUCGCGCUAGCCGCGCUGGCAUCGUGUCGCCUCUAUCUCCCCGUGCGAUUUCCUUCUAGGCCUCGGGAAAGAGCAGGUGAAUUCUGGCGGUGCUUACACCCCGAGGUCCCUAAUGGACCCUGGAAAGGAAGAGGAGAGUCAGCCGCAGCCCACUAGGAAGAAGUUUGUCAUCCCACUGGAGGAAGACGAGGUCCCUCCUGCAGGGGUCAAGCCCUUGUUCAGAUCUUCACGGAACCUCACCACCUUGGCAACCUCCGCCCAAGCGGCCCCUCAGACAUGUCCUGAGCAUGCCAUCACCCAGCCUCCAGGAAGGGUCAGGGCCGCAGGGUCCACAGGCUCUGAACCUGUGACAGGAGAGAACCCCAGCCAGACCCCCAAAACAGGAUCAAAGUCCAACAGCAUCAUCGUGAGCCCACGGCAGAGGGGCAACCCGGUGUUGAAGUUCGUGCGCAAUGUGCCCUGGGAAUUUGGUGAGGUGGUCCCUGACUAUGUGCUGGGCCAGAGCACCUGUGCUCUUUUCCUUAGCCUCCGUUACCACAACCUCCAUCCAGACUACAUCCACGAACGGCUGCAGAGCCUGGGGAAGACCUUCGCCCUCCGAGUGCUGCUGGUCCAGGUGGACGUGAAAGAUCCCCAGCAGGCCCUAAAGGAGCUGGCUAAGAUGUGUAUCCUGGCUGACUGCACCCUGAUCCUGGCCUGGAGUGCAGAGGAAGCGGGGCGCUACCUGGAGACCUACAAGGUGUAUGAGCAGAAGCCCGCCGACCUCCUCAUGGAGAAGCUGGAUCAGAACUUCCUGUCCCGUGCCACCGAGUGUCUGACAACCGUGAAAUCAGUCAACAAGACGGACAGCCAGACCCUCCUGGCUACAUUUGGAUCCCUCGAACAGCUCUUCACCGCAUCAAGGGAGGAUCUAGCCUUGUGCCCUGGCCUGGGCCCCCAGAAGGCCCGCAGGCUCUUCGAUGUCCUCCAUGAACCCUUCCUCAGAGCUCCGCAUUGACAUGAUGCCACGAAGGCCAGUGUCACAAUAAAGCAUUCCAUGCCCAG
Meriones unguiculatus (Mongolian gerbil) is the source of this 1245-nucleotide messenger RNA. RefSeq names its product ERCC excision repair 1, endonuclease non-catalytic subunit (gene Ercc1). NCBI's taxonomy places the organism in Eukaryota, Metazoa, Chordata, Mammalia, Rodentia, Muridae. Bases 314 to 1198 code for a protein of 294 amino acids. The record is from RefSeq and is a predicted model, not a curated record. Gene Ontology annotation, biological process: meiotic mismatch repair; nucleotide-excision repair; UV-damage excision repair. Gene Ontology annotation, cellular component: ERCC4-ERCC1 complex; nucleotide-excision repair factor 1 complex; nucleus. Gene Ontology annotation, molecular function: damaged DNA binding; single-stranded DNA binding. The transcript has 10 exons.